AUGGAACCACUAAAACAUGACGUGAACUACCAGAACACCGACAAGGAACUCAUCGACGAUCAGCGCUUAGUCCGAGAAGUUUUAUUGUAAAUUAUUUAUAUUUUUUGAGUAAGCAAAAAAAUAUACGUAUUCCAUGAACCUUAAGUAUCGUUUUAGGCAUUUGUUACCGACCAGCAACAGUGAUGUGAUACGGUACUCUCCAGCUGUUGGAUGUACGUUAAGUGCCCGCUAUUGUUACGACUCGAAGGUAUUCGGGUUCAACCGGGUAAGUCGUUUUAUUUGAAGUGACUCUAAGAAAAGUACUGUCUGUUAAUGUAAUUUUCCAGAUCAAUGAGAUUCUGAUCAAGUCAUCACAAGUCAAGAAGAAUCUGGCAAAGAUCAACGAGUUCAACCGGUCGAACGUCAACGUGAAGGCCAUGUUCUUUCCUUUGGCUCCGAUUGUUUCAGUGUCAACCAACUAUUACAACGAAAUCACCGAUAAAAUCGAGCAGAGUGUGAAUGGAAUCACAAGUAAGUUGACAUUGGUAUCAAAAAGUUGUUUUAGCUGUCGACGAACUGAAUGUGGAAGUAUGUGACUUGAACAAUGACUUGCAAAAUGUGAUCACGUUCUUAGAAAAACUUCUGAAUCCAUCACCGUCGUACCACGAUGUUGAGAUGACAUGGACAGCGUUUUUUAAGUUUCGGAAAAGCUACACGAAUCCUACUAGUGUCUUGGUGAGAAUUUGUCAUUUUUUUAAAAUUAGAACUAUUUUUUGAUAUUAUAAUAAUUUUUUUCUUGCAUCAAAGUUUUUUUUCAGCCCUUCAUAAAGCAACUCCAAGAAGCCUUGAUUAACUUAUUGCCAAACUACUUUGACACCUUGUGUGUGGGAUCUUCAGAUAUUGAACAGAAAGGAGAAGACAUGUAAGUAUCUCGGGUUAAAUUUAACGUUUUGUUUAGUAUAUUAACCAUGCAAAACAAGGAUCGCAUGCAAAUGGUUCACUUUACCAUGAUAUGGUCUCAGAAGUUGUUAAGGACGUUUAAACAAGGCAUUAAAAAUCGUCUACGUCUUGAAUUACAUCGUAAAAAUGUGGAGGUAAAGCCAUGGUCCUACUUCAUGAAGAAUCUAUUUGACGAAAUGAGCACAGAGGCCAAGUUACAGUAAGGAAAUGCACCUUUUAUCUAAAUUUGCCAUUUUAGAAUGGAUGUUGCUAAGAUAAACCAUUUCUUGGAAGACUCAUGUUCAUCGUACGUCGCCCAAUUUUCUCAAAUAAUCUUUAACGUGCUUAAAACAAAGGAUUGUAAGAGGUGGAUGAUGGAUUUUAAAGUAAGUGAUGCGCUUCAAUUGGACUCUAAACUUGUAGAAAAUAUAUCAACUAGAGCUGUUCGAAGAACAAAUUUGCCGUUCCGUUUCUGUCGAAUAUAAUAGAAGCCCACGGUCAGCCAAGCUAUCGGCGUUCGCAAAAUGUUUGGAAGACUUAAAUACGAAGGAAAAUUGCUCAAAGUACUACAAGAUAAACUGGAGCGAUGAAGAACAGACCACCUUCAAAGUAGUGCCUGAGGUAAAUCAACCACUACGUGAAUUAACUAGUUUUAGCUUCCAUGGCCAAUCAACGUUAUGUUCCACGAUCGUCUGUUUACUCUGUUGAACAAGUCAAUGCAAAUACUACAUGUCCUCAAGUACUGUAAUAGUAUGUGUGUUACGGCACUAUCUCAAUUCACGUUGUCUUCGGAAGUGCGUGACGGACCAUUACUAGUGCGACAAAAGUUGAACUUGAUCCUACUAAUGAAAAAGCUAACGGAUACCUUGAAAGAUUUGUCGACAGAGUUCGUAAGUCAUUGUCUGCCUUUUUAAAUUUAUUUCUAGUUUAACAAUUUAAUGGAAAAUGCUGGUCAACAAAUCGAGGUCAGUACUACUUUGGAAAGUAUAGAGGAGGCCGUCACGACAUGGGAAGAAAAACUGAAAGUUUCGAUGGACAACAACACUAUGUACUCUAUUGCCAUUGACCGGAUACUUAAGUAUACGACCACUGUGUACGAGGAAUUGGAACAACCUGUAACAGAAUUUGACGUGUCGCAGAUGCACCGCUCAUUAAAGAGAAUACUUAUAACCCUUAAAAACAACAAAGACCCUGAAGAACUAGAUUCAGAUUCCCUGGAAUAUUGUUACUACUGUGCUACAAACGAGUGUCUAAUGUUACUGAACACUUGUGAAGCCAACUGA
This is a messenger RNA of Bursaphelenchus okinawaensis, 2201 nucleotides long. Lineage: Eukaryota; Metazoa; Nematoda; Chromadorea; Rhabditida; Aphelenchoididae. The record is from the annotation of a GenBank genome assembly.